AUGGAUGAAGAUAUGAAGAAGAUGGAGAUAAUGCAAACUCAAUUGGAUCAGGCAAAUGAGAAAUUGGCCAAACUUGAGAGUGUGGCUGAAGACUUGGACUCGGCAAGGAAGGAGAUAGUGCUAUUGGAGAAGGACUGCGAUUUAUUGGAGAGCCAUGAGAAGGCGUCAAAGAGAUUGGUGGUGGCCCUCACAGAAGAGAUGGAGGGUGUUCGCGAUGAACUGAAGCUCACCAAGGAGGAGCUGGACGUCACCAAGGAGGCCUACGCCAUCACACAAGACAAUGAAGCCAACAACAAAGACACAAUCGAGAAGUUUGAAAAGACUCUGCAGAUCCUGGUCAUUGAGAAGCAAGACCUUGAGGAGGCACACAGGAAGCUGAUGGCACAGCACCAGCGCCAACAGCUCGCACAACCACUGGCAGUCCAAGAUCAACCAGCCGCACCCUCGAACGAGAACGCACCGCCAAAGAUGGAGAACAGCAGCAGUGCCCCGCCGACCAAACACAAGGGACAUCAUCGCGAGAACAGUCUGACGAUGCAGAAUGUGGAGGUGCUCCAUACUCCUCCACAACUGGACGCCAAGAAGCAGACACCAGACAAGGACCUCGUGGCCAUGAACAAUGAGUUGAGCAAACAGCUCGAGAUAAUCAAGUCAGACUUGGAACACAACAAGCGAGUACAAAGACAUGACCUGGAAACCCACACAUCAGAGCUGGCCGAGCGCGACCAAACGAUCAAGUCGUAUGAGAAGGGACUGUACGAGCUCGAGGUCGCGACCAGGAAGCUCAAGAGUGCCAACAACACCAUCAAGAAGCUAAAGGAUUCGCUGCUGGAGAAGGGCAUGGCCACGGAGGAGCUCGACCGCAUGGUCGGCGUCGUCCAAGUCAAGCGCCAGGUGUCCUUCAACAAUCAACUCCACGUGCGAUCAUUCGAUCUCAAUCUCAAGAUUGGUGUCGAGGAGGAGGAGCACGAUGUUGGCGAGACCGGUCCGAACUAUGUCGACAGGUCACGUCUGUUUGAGAACAGCAACAAGGAGGAAGAGGACAGUGAUGACGAUCUGAUGAAGUAUGACAACGAUAUGAUUUGCAAUGAUAGCAUCGAUCUUGAUGACGGUGAUGAUGAUGGCGAUGUUGUCGUCCAUGAUGAUGACGAGGAAGAGUACAUGGACGAGGAGGCUGACCGAGAGUUGGAGAGCGAGAUUGUAAUGAACAAUGACAGCGACGAGGAGAGUGGCAGUGGCAGUGGCAAUGGCAGUGAUGCAGAGGAUGACGAAGAAGUAGUCCGAGAGCUUGAGAGUGAGAUUGUGAUGAACAAGGAUAGCGACGAGGAUGACGAAGAGGUCGACCGAGAGUUGGAGAGCGAGAUUGUUAUGAACGAGGACGAAGAGAUCAUAGAGGACGAGGACGACCAAGACGUGGACCAGGAGUUGGAGAGUGAGAUAGUGUUGAACGAGGAUGUGGACAACGAGGACGUGGAGAAAAAGGAGUUAAGAGAGACAUUGGACACGUACAAGAUUGAGAUGGAGAGUCUGGAGAACACAGUGUCGUCCAAUCUGGAGGAUAUUCAGACAUUGCAAAGAGAGAAGGGAUACUUGUCCGAGGUGAUCCGCGAUGCCAACAAGGUGAUCUGGUGCAUAUUGGACUCAUUGCUCAAGAUGAACAACAAGAACCAUGGUGGAAGUGCAAUGUCAGAGAUGGAGAAUGAUAAUGGCGACAGCAGCGACGAGCGGUUGGAGAAGGACUCAUUCCCAUUCGUCUCCAAACUCAAACACAACAUCAAUCAUCUUGAGAAGGCCGUCAAGGUCAUCUCCACGUCGGAUGACAAGAAGUCCACCUCACGAUCGUCCAAGGCCAACCGCGACCUUGAGCAGGACGUCACACUGUUUGAACAAGAGAACACCAACCUGAUUGGCGAGCUGCAGCGCAUGCGCACUGAUCACACAAGCAUGAGCGAGUACAUUAAGCAGCUCGAGCUUCGCGCCAAGGCACUGGAGGAGAAGGACAAGACCCAGCAGGACUUCCUCCUGCAGGAGCUGAUCCCCUUACUCGAGGAGAUCAACAAGCAGCUGGAGUUGGCGCUGCAGUACCGCCAGGAGUUGGAGACUGCCGUCGCCGACAAGAAGGAGCGCAUCAAUCAGCUGGAGCAGGAGAACAAGCAGGUCACUGUGCUGUGUGAGAACAUCAACAGCGAGUACCAGCAGCUGGACCAGUCACUUCAAUCAUCCAACAAUGAGAUCCAAGCACUUCGUCAAUCAUUGGCCACCGCUGAGAACAGGGCCACCGAGAGCGAGGACCACUCGCACCGUGUUGCCGACCUCGAGUCACAGAUCAAGUUGCUGCAAAGCCAUGUCGACAGUCUCACCUCACAGCAGUCCAUGCACGAGCAGGAGCAACAGCAAUCACAGUCCAGCAUUGGCGAGUUCAAGAAACUCAACAAACAUCUCGAGACACAGGUUGAGCUGCUCAAGCAACAGCAACAGCAACAGUUGCUGCGACAACAAUCAGUUGCACCUCCCAUGGUUGGCAUGUCGCAGCCACCUUCACAAAAUGCAACAGCAGCGACUGAGCACCUGACACCUCAAUUGGAGGACAUCCCAACGAUGGACAUCACCAACUUGCUCAAGUACACCUCUGAGAUCAUUAACAACAAAUCACCAUUCCCGGCUCGAUCCAAACCAGUCGACCCAUCUUCGCCAAAGCCAACCCCCGACAGGAUCAACACGUCCUCUCCACCUGGAUACUCCCAAUUCAUGGAUGAGCUGUCUGACCAAGGUCAUGAACACAACAACAUCAGGAGCAAUAACAAUCACAACAAUAGCAGUAGUACAAGCAUUGAUCACAGGAGACAUAGAUCAAUCAUUGAUGACUUGGACAGAGUACUCUAUAACAAUGAUAUAGAGAGGUUGGCCUCUGGCAUCAAUAUCACUACUCUACCGCCAGUUGCCAGUAGCACCCCAUCAAUCCAACAUCAUCAACAACAACAGCAACAGUCUAUCUUUGGUUACUUCACGCCCUCCCAUUCAAUCACCACUGCGUUGCCAGUCACUGUCCACACCACUGCGCCAGUCCUAACACCACUCAAGCCAAACAUCAGUCCAUCACGUCACUCCAAUGAUCACGACAUGAUGCACAUGCCAUCCACGCCACAACACUUGCAUCAGAGGAAUCACAACUAUCCAAUGUCUGCAGCUCACGUUCGUUCAAGGCCCACAAACACCAAUGCCAAUGGCAAUGGACAUGGAGCAUCUGGCAAUGGCAAUAUCAAUUACUUUGACGUCGACCAAGUUACUAUGGCACAGGCGCCAAAGUCUGCACCAACUACACCCUACAAGAGUGGCACUCGAUUGUUUGGCAACUCACCCAUGCCAUCACCAAUACACGACGCUGGGCAAUUGGACAAUAGCCAUCAAAACAAUCAAUCACAGUUCAUUAUGGAGCAAUUGUUGCGCGAGAAGGACGAUCGCAUUGCCUACCACGAGAGGAAGGAGUUGGAGCUGAUGCAAGGACAGCUUCGCGAUCUGAAACAUAUCUUGGACAAGACAACAAUGAAGACUUAA
This is a messenger RNA of Acytostelium subglobosum LB1, 3555 nucleotides long. RefSeq lists its product as hypothetical. NCBI's taxonomy places the organism in Eukaryota, Evosea, Eumycetozoa, Acytosteliales, Acytosteliaceae. Gene Ontology annotation, cellular component: cytoskeleton. Bases 1 to 3555 code for a protein of 1184 amino acids. The transcript has a single exon. The record is from RefSeq and is a predicted model, not a curated record.